Messenger RNA from Drosophila grimshawi, 2568 nucleotides. It is a transcript of the gene TTLL6B, whose product is annotated as tubulin polyglutamylase TTLL13. Gene Ontology annotation, biological process: microtubule cytoskeleton organization; protein polyglutamylation. Gene Ontology annotation, cellular component: cilium. Gene Ontology annotation, molecular function: tubulin binding; tubulin-glutamic acid ligase activity. The coding region runs from base 94 to 2214 and encodes 706 amino acids. The transcript is spliced from 6 exons. The record is from RefSeq and is a predicted model, not a curated record. Lineage: Eukaryota; Metazoa; Arthropoda; Insecta; Diptera; Drosophilidae.
GAUUAUUAAAUCUUUUCUGAAUAGAAACUACACAGUUUAUAAUUUCGAUUUUAGUAGCAGAACACAGGAUUUAAUUUUUCCGAUUGAUAAACAAUGAAUUUGAAAAAUUCCAAGUUUUACAAAAGAAUCCAAGAGCUGCGCAACCUAUCCAAACAGAAGAUACGUCAGGAACGGGUGAAGAACUUGGAAAUACAUACACCACUCAUACGUGGUGUUGAAAUGGCCCUCUCCGAAUCCAAGUGCAAUACGCAAAACGUUGAAUUGGCAUGGACAUUGUCAUCUCCACGUCGUCGAGCAUUGGUGGCCGCCAAGCCAAAGCUGGGCAAGAAGAAGGUGAAUGCGUCGCCUCGCCUCAAAGGUGGCCUUCGGGCCAUAAAAUCCGCGAGUGCGAUUAAUGAUGCACAGGUUGAGGGUUUCAUUCAGCUCAAUAGUAAGCAGUAUCGAGUCGCCUGCUCGGCACAUCAAGAAGAGGCAUCUCCCGGAGCCGACGACCUGCUGAAAAUUGGUGAAUCCAAGAGCACAAUUUGUGUAUCAAAUUCGCGUUAUGCGAUGAUUGGUCGCAUUUCUAAGUCGUUGGGUUUCAAGCUGGUCAAGGAGUCGAAAUUGUGGAACAUACUGUGGUCCGAUUCGUUUCCGGGCGUCGAACUCUUCAAGAAUAUGAAACGCUUUCAGCAGAUUAAUCAUUUUCCGGGCAUGAUCGAGAUAUGUCGCAAGGAUCUGCUCUCGAGAAACUUGAAUCGCAUGCUCAAAUUGUAUCCGCAUGAUUACAAGAUCUUUCCCAAAACGUGGAUGCUACCAGCCGACUAUGGUGAUGCCAUGCACUAUGCCCAGAAUCACAAGCGAACUUUCAUUCUGAAGCCGGACUCGGGUGCCCAGGGUCGGGGUAUUUAUCUGACCAACGAUCUGAAGACCAUUGGAGCCAACGAGCGUCUCAUCUGCCAGACAUAUGUUCAUCGACCGCUGCUUAUUGAUGGGUACAAGUUUGAUUUGCGGGUUUAUACAUUGAUCACCUCGGUGGAUCCACUGCGUCUCUAUGUCUACAAUGAAGGACUGGCACGCUUUGCCACAAACAAGUAUGUGGAGCCAACACCGGGAAAUGCUCAGGAUUUGUAUAUGCAUCUGACCAACUAUUCGGUGAACAAACGCAACUCGCAAUAUGACCUCUGCGAUAAUGAUGAUUGUGGCAGCAAGCGGAAACUGAGUGCGAUUAACAACUGGAUGACCAGGCACAACUACGAUGUGAAAGAGUUCUGGUCCAAUGUCGAUGAUGUCAUCAUCAAGACAAUGCUGAGUGCUUGGCCAGUGCUUAAGCAUAAUUAUAAUGCCUGCUUUCCGAGUCACGAUACGAUUCAGGCCUGCUUUGAAAUACUUGGCUUUGACAUCUUGGUAGACUGGAAACUGAAGCCCUACAUCCUAGAGGUGAAUCAUUCGCCCAGUUUUCAUACCAACGAGCAGGUGGAUCGCGAGGUGAAACGUCCACUCAUCAAGGAUACACUGACGCUGGUCAGCACCGUUCUGGCGGAUAAGAAGCAGAUCAUGCGCGAGGAUCGCAAACGUGUCAAACAGCGCCUCCUCAAAAGCAAGGGCGACACAGCGCUACGCGCCCGAAUGGCUGGUGGGGCCGCGAAACCGCCUCCUAACAAGGAGACCAGUCCGACGACGAAGGUGCAGUUGCCAGAGCCGGAGAUCGGAUCACUGGCACAGCAAGUCGCCUGGGAGGAGAGUCAUUUGGGCAACUUUAGGCGUAUUAUGCCGCCGCCAGAUGCCAACUUGGUCAACUACUACUGCAAGUUCUACGGUCAGACGAAUCAGGUGUCCAUAUUCCAGGAGACGGCAGCGAGCAAGAAACGUGAAGAUUUGGCGCGCAAGAUGCGUCUACAAAUCGAGGAGAAGAAGGCCAAACAGGAGGAAAUGUUACUCGCGCGGAGCAGGCGCAAACGCUUGAUUCAGCCACGUUCGGUGCGGGAGAGACAACGUAUAAUCUCGUACAGAUUAAAGGAGAACUGGACGCCCGGCUAUGUGUCUGAUGCGGAGGAACGAUUACGCAACACCUGGCAACAGAUGCGUACAGAAGCCAUCAGGAAUCUGAAAAUUACAGAGAACGUGUACGCAUUUCUUUUCCAUUAUGGCCAUCUGAGUAAUACAGAUAUGAAGACGUUUCCCAAUCUAUAUCACUAUCUGCAAUUAGGCUAUGAUAUUACGGGAGCCAUAUGAGUCCAAUUGAGAGUUGUCUGGUAAUAUGGAAUAUGGAAAGAAGUCGAAUUAUAGGCGUAGCACAUAUUGGCUCUGAUCUCAAUAUAUGUAUACAUUUAUCUAGUUCUGAUUGAAUUAUAUAUUUUUAAAAAUUUUAAUUAACAGCUCACAUAAGACACAAAAAAAAAUGUAUAUUUAUGUAUAUAUAUAUAUAUAUAUAUGUUACCAGGCAUGUAAAUCUUAUGUAUUAGGACAAACAAAACAUUGAUUUAUUUUAAAUAUUAAUUUAUAUUAAUUGAUUUAUGUAUUUACAAAAUUAUGAGUCGACAUGAUGAAGUUAUUUAUUAUUAUAUGAAUUAUAAAGAAGGAGGAAGG